CCGUGGCCGUUAGGGCGAGAAAGGGCUGUAGAAGGCUCGAGGCAGUGGGGGAAACUGGGUUUUCCUCAGACUUGAGGUGAAGACAAGCACACAGAAGGGGACGAGGAGUCCCAGACAAGAGUGUGGCGGAAGACUCGGGGGUGAAGCUAAGGGGGUCGGUUUAUGGAUCCCGUGAGCCGUCCGGGUGCCCCCAAAGGCUUCUGAAAAUGCAGGAACCUGUGAGGUCAAGAUUGGCCUCCCUCAGUGACUUUCAAUUUGGAGCUGUUGCCACAGAGACGAUCGAAGACGCUCUGCUUCACCUGGCGCAGCAGAACGAGCGAGCCGUGCAGGGGGCUGCCGGCCGGAUGGGCAGCUUCAGGGAGACCCGGAUCGUGGAGUUUGUUUUUCUCCUGUCUGAACAAUGGUGUCUGGAGAAAUCCGUGAGCUACCAGGCUGUAGAAAUCCUAGAAAGGUUUAUGGUUAAGCAGGCAGAGAAUAUCUGUAGGCAAGCCACGGCCCAGCUGAGAGAGAAGACGGAGCCUCAGAAUUGGAAAGCUCUGAAAGAACAGCUUUCCAACAAGUUCAUCCUGCGUCUUGUGUCAUGUGUUCAACUGGCGAGCAAACUUUCCUUCCACUACAAAAUUAUCAGCAACAUUACAGUCCUGAAUUUCCUCCAGUCUCUGGGGUAUGUGCACACUAAGGAGGAACUGCUGGAGUCAGAGCUUGAUGUUUUGAAGUCCCUGAACUUCCAAAUCAAUCUGCCUACUCCCCUGGCAUAUGUAGAGAUGCUUCUGGAGGUUUUAGGAUACAAUGGCUGUUUGGUCCCAGCCACACAGCUGCAUGCAACCUGCCUGACCCUGCUCGACCUUGUCUAUCUCCUGCACGAACCCGUAUAUGAGAGCCUGCUCAGGGCUUCCAUUGAAAACUCCAUACCCAGUCAGCUGCAAGGGGAGAAGUUUGCUUCAGUGAAGGAAGACUUCAUGCUGUUGGGAGUAGGAAUCAUUGCGGCAAGUGCUUUCAUCCAAAACCAUGAGUGCUGGAGCCAGGUUGUGGAGCAUUUGCAGAGCAUCACUGGCAUUGCCCUGGAAAGCAUCGCUGAGUUCUCUUACGCAAUCCUGACUCACAGCGUGGGCGCCAACACUCCAGGGCGACAGCCUGUCCCCCCCCACCUGGAGGCCAGAGCUCUGCGGGCUGCCACUUCCUCCAACACGUGAGGAGGGCUCCACCCGCCAAGUAUGCAACAGCCUUCACCACUGCGCUUAUCCCUCCUUUUGUUUACUCUUCAACUCAGGGUACAAAAGUUCCGAGUAUCUUUUGGACUAUGUUUUGUGUUCCAACUUCAUGUGCACUUUUCUGCAUCAGACAAAGAGUUAAAGUUGACAAGCAUGUCCUUUUUGUUGUAUCAGACUGAAAAUGUCAAGGAGCUGGGAGGAGAUAGAACAUUAGUGAAGUUGGUUCGUUUUUGUUUAACAAGGUAUUUAUAGCUUUUCCUUAGCUGUUCAUUUCACUGAAAGAGAACAUAGGAUGUGGACAUUAGUGUUAACCAGGGGCUUGAAAACCGAGACUGUUUGGGUGACCUUGACUGAGCAUCAAGGAGGCAGCCUUUAUUUCCCCUUCAAGUUAGUUUAACAUCUCUGUUCUGUCAUUGACAUGUACACAAAUAGGGCUUCCUCCACAGCUGUCUAUUGCCAUUAGUCUUUUUUAAAACUAACACCAAUCCAUCUCUAAACAUGUUUCAACAGAGCUUUCACAUACCUGCACUUGAACUCAAUACUCCCAGGAUACAAAGUGCUCUAUUUCAGUCAACAAAAAAACCAGCAGUGCACUUCUGGGCAGUUAUCAGACUGCAGUAAAUCUUUUAUUACAAAUAAUUAAAUCUCUCCAUAAUGUCUCAAACAAUAUCAAACACCAUUUCAUAUCUCUAACAGAGAGCAGAAUAGGCAUUCAGCACUGGAAGCAAGUGAGGACAAGUGUUAAAUUUCAAGCUUCUGAUCACAUCAUCUGGUGACCAAAGCUUACGUGUCAUUUUCUCACGUUAUCCAGCUGUACGUCUCACACAUCUCGUCGUCUCAGUGGAGACAAAAGUUUCUAUUUCAUAUUGUAAGUGCAGGAAGUUGAGAGAGAUAAAACCCAGUGAAAACACAUUGAUCUCAAUUCAACUCAGUUAACAAAACAAAAACAAAAACAAAAACAAUUUUAAAUUAGUUGUUUUGAGGGGAGAGAGGGAAAGGAAGGUUUGGGGUUAAGAGUCAAACCUAUGACAAAGGCUGAUAGCUGUACAUGACACAUUGUAGCCCUGGAAACUAUCUGUCACAUGAUAUCCUGAAAUAAAGUGGCUUUUGUAGAUUUUUUCUGUUUUGGUAUUGUAAACAUGUGCUGUUAAUAGUACCCGAAUUUAAUUUAAAACUUUUUUUUUUUUUUUUUUUU
Molecule: messenger RNA, 2406 nt
Organism: Felis catus (domestic cat)
Lineage: Eukaryota; Metazoa; Chordata; Mammalia; Carnivora; Felidae
Gene: CNTD1
Product: cyclin N-terminal domain containing 1
Exons: 7
Coding region: 207-1193 (328 amino acids)
Biological process (GO): reciprocal meiotic recombination
Cellular component (GO): site of double-strand break
Source: RefSeq, a predicted model, not a curated record